Molecule: messenger RNA, 1239 nt
Organism: Trichoderma aggressivum f. europaeum
Lineage: Eukaryota; Fungi; Ascomycota; Sordariomycetes; Hypocreales; Hypocreaceae
Exons: 3
Coding region: 1-1239 (412 amino acids)
Molecular function (GO): monooxygenase activity; FAD binding
Source: RefSeq, a predicted model, not a curated record
AUGUCGGAAUUGCCGUAUUUAGCCAUCGUGGGGGGAGGAAUUGCGGGACCUGCGCUAGCCCUCAGUCUCAAAAAACACCACGGCAUUUCUUCUACCGUAUACGAACUUCACCCCAAUUACGACGUACGAGGAGUCAACAUCACUCUGGCACCCAACGCUGUCCGUGUCCUCCAGCAUGUGGGAGUCUACGACGUUGUCCGCACCCAGGGCUACAGCUACCGAGACCUUCAUAUGAGCAACGCCAGAUCUCAGACCCUUGGAACACUACUUCAGGGAAGCCCAAAGCACUAUAAUUGCCCUUGCCUAAGAGUACACCGAGCGGUCGUCCAGAAGGCGCUCUUGGACGAAUUGAAGGUACAAGGAAUUCCAGUAGUCUUUGGAAAGAAGCUGGUUAAACUACACGAAGAUAAAGAGUCGGUCGAGUUGGAAUUCGCUGAUGGAACCACUGCAAAGGCAUCCUUUGUCAUAGGAGCUGAUGGUGUGCAUUCAAGGGUUCGGGAUGCCAUCAUGGACACUGAAACAAGCUACAGUGGGUUCAUGGGCAUCAUCGGGAUGGGCGUCAAGCGCGAGACCCUUGACAAGUCGGCGGGCCAGACGCCAUUGCCAAGUUUCAUAUUCGGGGGCAGAGGUUUUGUUGCCGUCAUGCCGUCCGACUUCAAAGGGACCGUGGUGGAUUUCUUUUCGACUAUGCCCUUUCCUGCUCGGUCGAGGGAAGAAUGGAACGAGCUCGCAAGCGACAAGACAAAAGUGCAAGAAAUCCUUCAGCAGAGAUUCGGCACCGAGUGGCCCCAGUUUAUUUGCGACAUCACCAAGGACUAUGACAAAGAGGGCCUGAGCCUGCUGCCCUUUUUCGAAGUGCCACCUCUGGAGCGCUGGACGAGUCUCAAGCGACGGGUAAUCUUGAUCGGUGACUCUGCCCAUGCCUUUACACCUCAGGGCGGGCAAGGUGCUGCAAUGGGUCUUGAAGAUGCCGAGACACUCUCGCAUACCUUGGGACACCCAGAUUUUGCAUCGGACCAUAUCCGCCUGCUGGACGCCUGGGAAGGUCACCGGAUUGAGCGGCUGCAACUCGUCAAAGAUUUCACUGAUCUGAACGGACGGUUGCGAACGCCGGACACUGCCCUCGUCCAAUGGCUCAAGGAGUUGCUUAUCUGGGGUCGCUUCAAGUGGACAGGUCAAUUGGGAAACUUGCAAUGGCUCCACGGAUACAAUACUGAAGACAUUGUCCGCCUUUACUAG